AUGCAUAUACACAAUGCAGGUAUAUUUGAAAGUACCAAGACAGCGCAAGUAUACAAUGUACUGUACAUGGAUAGACACUGCAGAAUAACCUACGCCAUGGUAAGUCGCGCUUGCAUUCGAUCCCUGUCAAAGCUUGGCAGGACCCUGGCAGUGGGAAGCCAUAGCUUGACAGGGCUGAAUAAGACCAUGAUGGGGCCCUGUUACACGUUGACUCGAAACCUCACCACCGCCACCAAGGAAACCAAAGUCGGCGUCAUCGGAUGUGGACAAGUUGGCGAAGCUGUGACCAACAACCUGACACGGAAAGGAUACAGGGUGGUAGCAGCGUGUGACAGUGACCCCCGCCGUCUAGUAGAUCUGCCUUCGUCUGUAUCUCGAGUCUCCACGCCAAGGGAGGUGGUGCAGCUGUCCGAUGUUAUCCUAACCUGCCUGCCAAAACCGCCCAAUGUGAAGGCUGUAGCCGAGGGUAGUGACGGCGUGUUGACGUCACUAACCGCUGGCAAGAUAUGGAUCGACCACUCUACAACAGAAUUCGAGCAGACGCAAGUAUACAUGAAGGCAGUACAUGAAGUAGGGGCGCACAUGCUGGAGUCGCCCAUCACGGGUGGGUUGGACGCACUCAAGAAAGGACAGAUGAUCGCGUAUGUGGGUGGUGACAAGACCAUAGUUGACGCCGUCAUGCCUCUCCUAGAC
Molecule: messenger RNA, 693 nt
Organism: Homarus americanus (American lobster)
Lineage: Eukaryota; Metazoa; Arthropoda; Malacostraca; Decapoda; Nephropidae
Product: 2-hydroxy-3-oxopropionate reductase-like
Exons: 5
Biological process (GO): L-valine catabolic process
Cellular component (GO): mitochondrion
Molecular function (GO): NADP binding; 3-hydroxyisobutyrate dehydrogenase activity
Source: RefSeq, a predicted model, not a curated record